Molecule: messenger RNA, 1719 nt
Organism: Thalassophryne amazonica
Lineage: Eukaryota; Metazoa; Chordata; Actinopteri; Batrachoidiformes; Batrachoididae
Gene: kcnk6
Product: potassium channel, subfamily K, member 6
Exons: 3
Coding region: 48-983 (311 amino acids)
Biological process (GO): potassium ion transmembrane transport; stabilization of membrane potential
Cellular component (GO): membrane
Molecular function (GO): potassium ion leak channel activity
Source: RefSeq, a predicted model, not a curated record
CUUCAAGUACCCUGAGUCCCGCCCCCUCGCGGUAGGGAGCGGGAAGGAUGGACUCUGUGAGCCGCUCCUGGCUGCUGCUGGCGGCCUUCUUCCUCCUCUACGUGGUCUACCUGCUGUUCGGGGCGCUGGUCUUCUCCAGCAUCGAGCGGCCGCUGGAGUACCAGCUGCGGCGGGACACGGAGGCCCUGAAGCGGGACUUCCUGAACCAGAGCUGCGUCAGCACCGACUCUCUGGACCGCUUUCUGCGCAAAGUGCUCGGCGCCAACAAGUACGGCGUGUCGGUGCUGACCAACGCCACCGCCGCCUCCAACUGGGACCUGGUUUCUGCCAUGUUCUUCUCCAACACGCUGGUCACCACCAUCGGUUAUGGGUACGCAACUCCUCUGUCCGAAACAGGUAAAGCUUUUGCCAUCGUCUACGCCUUGAUAGGCGUCCCCUUCACCAUGCUGGUGCUGACUGCCUGUGUCCAGCGGCUCAUGAGCCCUCUGGUUGUUGCUCCGGUCAGAGUCCUGGAGCGUUUGGGGAUGGAGUCUCGGCGAGCCACUGCUCUCCACUUUUUCUUGCUCCUGGUUUUGGUCGUGUUGUUCUUCUUCGUUGUACCGGCUGCAGUAUUCAGUAAGGUGGAAUUGCCGUGGUCAUUCUUCGACGGGAUCUACUUCUGUUUCAUCUCGCUGUGUACCAUUGGACUGGGGGACUUUGUGCCGGGUACACAGCCACGGCAAAAGUACAAGUCGCUGUACCAGGUCGCCAUUAUGGUUUACCUGUUUUUGGGUCUGAUGAUGAUGUACCUCCUGCUGCGCUCCUUCCACAAGAUGUCUGACCUGCACGGCCUGACGUCCUUCCUGCAGCUUCCGCACUGUGAGGACACAGAGCUGGAUGAGGACAGGAAGGCCAUCGUGGAUGACCAGACACCACCACCUGUGACUGAAACGCCUUUGAACAACCACCUGCAGCCGACAUACAACAGCAUCAGUAAAGGCUGAAGCUCUGCGUGUCAUAAAGACCACCUGUGGUGCGCGGAGUCUGAAACAGUUCCACAGCUCUGUUUGAAACAUCCAGUUCAGGAUUUUGAUGUUUGAGUUUCUGUAACAAAUGCGGAAGUGUUGAGCUUUUUCUGGAAAUGAACAAACUAGGUCACAGGUGAAGUUGGUUCCUAAACACGGGUGUGACUGCUGCUGUUAGAACCUCGUGGCCUCCCAGAACCAGUUCACACCACACGGUCUGGGUUUGAUGGUUUCACACAUUUGUUGGCUCAGGUGUCACAAACAGACCAGCUGCUCAUCACUUUCUUGUUCUGUGGGUUUCAUAGGUGCACACGUGUUCAGAGAACAUCCAACCGUGGCAGGACGCUGACACAGGUUUGUGGUUUGGUGUGAAUUUAACAGGUGAAACCAUCAGUGUGUUCUCGGUCAGUCAAUUUCACAAGAAGCUGUUUAGUUCAUGUCAGUUUUAAAUGAUCCGGUGCUGCUCUCUGCUGUUUACUUGAGUAUAGUGCACCUCCAAAAAUUAAGAUGAGUUUUAAUGUCAUUACUGAGACUAUAACUGGUUUCACUGAUUAAAAUUAAAGGUAAAUCUGAUGUUGUUACUCUUGUACUUAAAUGUGACAUUUUGUGGAACUGAGUAAAUGUUGUGAUGCUGUAACACUGUGUUCUGUCCAAGUUUUCAUGUUUAAAUGAGUUAUAAACUACUAGGAAAAUGUUUGAAAGUGUUUCCCAACAC